Messenger RNA from Toxotes jaculatrix (banded archerfish), 1093 nucleotides. RefSeq names its product myostatin a (gene mstna). Gene Ontology annotation, biological process: SMAD protein signal transduction. NCBI's taxonomy places the organism in Eukaryota, Metazoa, Chordata, Actinopteri, Toxotidae. The coding region runs from base 1 to 1080 and encodes 359 amino acids. The record is from RefSeq and is a predicted model, not a curated record. Gene Ontology annotation, cellular component: extracellular region. Gene Ontology annotation, molecular function: growth factor activity; cytokine activity. The transcript has 3 exons.
AUGCUCCUCUUGCUCUCUCUGACCGUCUUCUUCUCUGUGGGUUUCUCCAUGGAGACGAACCAGACCUCCAAGCUGCUGGCGGAGAGCGGGGAGCAAUGCUCGGCCUGCGACUUCAGGGAGCACAGCAAGCAGAUGAGGCUCCACAGCAUCAAGUCCCAGAUCCUCAGCAUCCUGCGGCUCGAGCAGGCGCCCAACAUCAGCCGGGACAUGAUCCGCCAGCUUCUGCCCAAAGCGCCUCCUCUGACGCAGCUCCUGGACCAGUACGACCCGCGGGUGGAGGACGAAGAUCACGCCACGACGGAGACCAUCAUCACCAUGGCGACCAAGCCCAAUCCCAUUGCCCAGGACGAGCUGUCCUCCUGUUGUCUGUUCAGCCUCAGUCCAAAGAUCCAGCCCAAAAACAUCCUGAGCGCUCAGCUGUGGGUUUACCUGCGGCCGGCCGACAUGGUCACCACCGUCUUCCUCCAGAUCUCCCACCUCAAACCUGGAAAGGAGGGAAACAACACCCGUGUCCGCGUCCGCUCCCUGAAGAUCGACACCGACGCCGGCGCCAGCUCCUGGCAAAGCGUCGACAUCAAGUCUCUGCUGCAGGCUUGGCUGCGUCAAACAGAGACCAACUACGGCAUCGAGAUCAACGCCUACGACUCCAGAGGAGAAGACCUGGCUGUCACCUCUGCAGAGCCCGGAGAGGAAGGACUGCAACCAUUCAUUGAAGUGAAGAUCCUCGACAGCCCUAAGAGAUCCCGUCGUGACUCUGGCCUCAACUGCGAUGAGGAAUCUGCAGAGACGCGCUGCUGCCGCUACCCGCUGACCGUCGACUUUGAGGAGUUCGGCUGGGACUGGAUCAUCGCGCCCAAACGCUACCGGGCCAAUUACUGCUCGGGGGAGUGUGAGUUCAUGCACCUGCAGCAGUACCCGCACGCACACCUGGUGAACAAGGCCAACCCACGGGGCACUGCGGGGCCCUGCUGCACACCCACCAAGAUGUCGCCCAUCAACAUGCUCUACUUCAACCGCAAGGAGCAGAUCAUCUACGGAAAGAUCCCGUCCAUGGUGGUCGACCACUGCGGCUGCUCCUGAGGGAACCCGGGCA